Messenger RNA from Gasterosteus aculeatus aculeatus (three-spined stickleback), 2965 nucleotides. RefSeq names its product trophoblast glycoprotein 1b (gene tpbg1b). Gene Ontology annotation, molecular function: protein binding. Gene Ontology annotation, biological process: negative regulation of canonical Wnt signaling pathway. The record is from RefSeq and is a predicted model, not a curated record. Gene Ontology annotation, cellular component: plasma membrane. Lineage: Eukaryota; Metazoa; Chordata; Actinopteri; Perciformes; Gasterosteidae.
GGUCCUUUUAACUUCAUUGUUGGAGAAGAAGCGACGCCCCCGGCCAAAGGGAACCCAACAGCCCCUGUGAUCGGCGCGACCCCCCCUGCUCGGCUUUGUUCCCGCGGAGAUCACACCCAGCCUCCCGGCCACACUUUCCGCAGAGAUGCGAAGUUGAAGCCGCAUUCCCAGCCGGGACAACGCAGGAUAAUUCCGAGCUGAUCGUUUUAGUUACCCGAGUCCCCCCCCCGACCCACCUCCCCAAACCCCACCGCCACCCACCUCCCACAUGCGCGUUCUCUCCCCUUCGUUCUCGAUCUCCGCGCUCGGACCCGCGCGCGUCUCCGCUCCCAACAUGCCGGAUUUGGCGCGGCGCCUCGUCCUGUGCGCGCUGCUCGGCUCCGUUUACGCGUCGUGCCCCCCGCGCUGCGAGUGCUCCGAGGCGGCUCUCACCGUGAAGUGCGUCUCCAGGGACCUGCGCAGCGUCCCCGCCGGGAUCCCCGGGUACACCCGGAACCUCUUCAUAACCGGGAAUCAAAUCGGCCGCGUCGGUCCGGAGUCGUUCAAAGGGCUGGACAAUGUGACCAACCUGUCUCUGAGCAACAACAGAAUCUCCGAGGUGGAAUCCAACACCUUCGCCGGCCUCCGCGCCCUCCGCUCCCUGGAUCUGAGCAACAACCAGCUGGCGGUCAUUCACCCCGAGGCCUUCACCGUGCACAACCAGUCCCUGCGGGAGCUCAACCUGAGCCGGGCCCUCUACAACCACUCGUCAGUGACGGACUUGGCCACGUCUCUCCGCUGGAGCUCCCUCGGGAGCCUGAAGGGACUGGACCUCUCGCACAACGGCCUCAUCUUCCUGCCCUCGCGUAUCUUCUCCCACCUGGGCAGCCUGCGGCGGCUUCAGCUCUCCAACAACUCCCUGGUGGCCAUCCACAACUCCAGCUUCUCGGGUCUGGGGCGCCUGGAGGAGCUCGACCUGACCCUCAACGCCCUCAAGACGGUGCCCGAGGAGGGUCUGCGCGAGCUGGACUCCGUGCCCGGCGCCGAUCUCCUGCUGGGGGAAAACCCCUUCACGUGUUCCUGCGGGAUCGAACCCUUCGCCCUGUGGCUCAACAGAUCGCAGGGACGCAUUGGCGACGCCGACGGCCUCGCGUGCGCUUUCCCCGCCGGCAUGAGGAACACGUCCGUGCUGGCCGUGGGCUCGUUGACUCUGGGAUGCCGCCAGUGGGGCGCCGGCGCCGACCUGGCUCUGCAGACCUCCUACGUCUUCUUGGGCAUAGUCCUGGGCUUCGUGGGGCUCGUCUUCCUCUUUGUGCUUUACCUCAACCGCAAGGGCAUCAAGAAGCGCAUCAACGAAAUGCGGGAGGCCAGCAGGGAGCUGUGGGACGGAUACCACUACCGCUUCGAGGUCGACUCCGACCCGAGGUUGUCGCAGGUCUCCUCGAGCGCCGACGUCUGACCUCUGGUGCACCUUCUCGUGACUCUUUUUUUAUUUUAUCUAAUGGUGUAAAAAGUGUACAGAUUUGUCUGUAAGUGCGUAUACGUGCACUGGUGUUAAUGAUCUUCCAGCCUUGUUUAAAGCAUGCAUCCACGGCGCGGCUAACGUGCUCGUUCCGUCCCGGCGAAGUGGGCGUGAAUGCUCUCGGACCGAUGUCUCUUCGUUUUUCGUGGCUGCUCCUCGCGCAGAAGAAAGUGCCUGAAAUCAGCUGGUUAUUGUUUCUCAGUCGCGAGCGAUCUGAACUGAACGCAACCGUUUUCGUUCGUUGCUCCCAGUCAGUCGUUCAGCUCGUCAGAGAUAAAGAAAGCAACAAAAUGCUGCAAUGAAACCUCGACGCUCCACCAAAACAAAGCUCCUGGGAAUGUGAAGCACAAUCACUCAUUCAUCUUUGAACUUCUUCAAAGCCUUUGGUCGCUGCGUCCUUCAGCCCCGAGGGGCCACAGGGGAAUUAAACCUCCCAAGCUUUCCUAAAAUCUCCACUCUGCUCCUCUUUUCGGCUGUUGGAUUUAAGGGGGGGGGGGGGCAAUUCAGUGCAGACCAGCGGAAAUCUCCCAGUCCCCUCAUUUAUUUCCCCUUUUUUCCCCCGUGAACCGUUGCUUUGUUUCAACUGCUUGAGUUUUAUUGUCGAAAUGAUGAGAACCAGUCUUGUUCUGAGGCCACUGAAAGACCCCCUGCCCCCCCUGCGCCCCCCUCCUUAUAGACAACAGACGCUCUCGAGACUCUUUGAAAGAAAACUCUCCACGUUUUUCUGUUUAGGGGAUUUUGUUUUUUUGUUUUUUUCCACCAAUGAUCAGAUACAGAUGAUUCUGAAACACCAGCUACUUUGUUUCUUUCAGCAGCUUCUCUGAGUUCGCUUCAUGAAACCAGAGAAGAAGAUGUUCUUAACCUUUUGGUAUUUCCUUCUCUACCUUUCUAUGCUUUCUGUGCGGGGCUACGCCAAGAAAAAUGUGCAAAAGUUGAGCAUUUCCUCGGAGUCUCACUGAAAUCUAGAGGAAUGUAUUUAUUGGUCAGAUCCAAGACGUACAUUUUAAAUGCAUGUUUAAAGUCAAUGAAAUUAUAACCUGCAUGAAUCCCGAAGAAAACGUUGUAGUCCUUCUUUUGCAAAUGUGUCGUCCUGCUUUUUUUUCUAAAUAACGAACUGUCUGCUGUUACGCACCAACCGCCAAGUCUAAUUCCUUGUAUGUCUGACAUAUUAUGGCAAUAAAUGUUUCCUGAUUGCUGAUACAUGACGAAAGCAAUUCUCUCUGUGGCCUCACGAUGCUCCAAAGUGAGACCGAGUUGAAGGAACGCCGCCAGUCCACAAAGUGUUCUUUGGCCAGAUUGCGAGCUGUCGAUUGUAUUCGCAAACCUCCACAAGCUUCCCAAAGCUCAAAGCUUAGGCAGCUCCUUCGCCCUCCCAAGAUGUUUUCCAAACCCGUCCAGGAAUGUUCAGAACAUCGAACCAUUUCGCUGCGUGUGUGAUGACAAAAUAAAGCUCUAUAAUCGAAA